AUGCAGCAAAACAAGAGUGUAACUGAGUUCGCGCUGCUAGGAUUGACACAGGAUACUAUGAGGCAGAAAAUGGUGUUCAUAAUCUUCUUAAUUUUCUACACUGGAACUCUAGUGGGGAAUUUGCUCAUUAUUGUGACCAUCCAGUUCAGCCGGGCUCUUGGGAGCCCCAUGUACUUCUUCCUGUUUUAUUUGUCCUUUGCUGACACAUGCUUUUCAACUUCCAUAGCCCCUAGGCUAAUUGUGGAUGCUCUCUCUGCAAAGAAAAUCAUAUCCUACAAUGGGUGUAUGAUGCAAGUUUUUGCACUGCACUUAUUUGGCUGCAUGGAGAUCUUUGUCCUCAUCCUCAUGGCUGUUGAUCGCUAUGUGGCCAUCUGUAAGCCCUUGCGUUACCCAACCAUUAUGAAACAUCACGUCUGCAUCAUCUUGAUUAUUCUGGCCUGGAUUGGGUCUUUUAUACAUUCAAUAGCUCAGAUUGCCCUGGCCUUGAAACUGUCUUUCUGUGGACCCAAUUUGAUUGAUCAUUAUUGCUGUGAUUUGCAGCCUUUAUUAAAACUUGCCUGUAUGGAUACUUAUGUGAUCAACCUACUGUUGGUGUCCAAUAGUGGAGCCAUUUGCUCAAGUAGUUUCUUGCUUCUGAUGAUCUCAUACUUUGUUAUCUUGCGUUCGUUGAAAAAUCACAGUGCUGAAGGGAGGAGAAAAGCCCUUUCCACUUGUACCUCUCACAUCAUUGUUGUCAUCUUAUUCUUUGGUCCAUGUAUAUUCAUGUAUACACGUCCACCUACCACUUUCCCUAUUGACAAGAUGGUGGCAGUGUUUUAUACCAUUGGGACGCCCUUUCACAAUCCAAUCAUCUGCACACUAAGGAAUAAAGAAGUGAAAAAUGCCAUGAGAAAGCUAUGGUUGGUCAAAAUUACUUCAGAAAACAAAUGA
This is a messenger RNA of Orycteropus afer afer, 930 nucleotides long. Its product is annotated as olfactory receptor 4C11-like. Gene Ontology annotation, biological process: G protein-coupled receptor signaling pathway. NCBI's taxonomy places the organism in Eukaryota, Metazoa, Chordata, Mammalia, Tubulidentata, Orycteropodidae. Gene Ontology annotation, cellular component: membrane. Gene Ontology annotation, molecular function: G protein-coupled receptor activity; olfactory receptor activity. The record is from RefSeq and is a predicted model, not a curated record.